ACUAACUAAACUCUUACGCGCUCGGCCGUCUUCUGUCGUAUAAUUUUAGUUUAGAUUACAUAUCAUCUUUUUACUACCUAUUCACUUUUCAUACCUUUGAGUAGACAUAUUUCCUUAAUAUUGCUACAAUAGCUUUAGCAUACACUAAAGAAUCCCGAACGAAGCUGUAUAAUGCUAUUCGUAGGCUGGCACAUAAUUGCGCUUUGUCGUAGUCGAUCGUAGUCGAUCGUAGUCGAUAGCAUUGUUCAGCCAUGGACGACUUUGAUCGAGACUCCAAUGCGAGCUCGGAUAACGAACACGAUGACGAUAUUAUGAUCCACGAAGCGGACGGCGAUGCUGAUGCCGACGUAGAUGUAGAUGGCGAGGACGAGAAUGACAAUCCAGAUCACGACGAAGACGACAAUGACAAUGACAACGAUAAUGAUAACGAAAAUGACGAAGAGGAAGACGAUGAUCCCGACCAACACGAGAAUGAAGACGAAGAAGACGCUCAUGACCACCAACAACCGAACGGCUUGGCUAACCCGGCCGCCACUCGAACCUCGGCUACCCCCGGUCCUCACUCUACUCCCAAGUGGAAGCCCAAGGUUCGCCCGGAAGUGCUCACCGCAGCUACGUACGAUAUUGUUCCCACUAUGGCAGCUCCCAUGGCUACUAGCAUCAAUGCGAUAGCUAUAACCCCCGAUCUUCGUUACUGGAUGACGGGUGGAAGUGACGGAUAUAUCAGGAAGUACGACGGGCCCGCUACAAUCAACGGUAAGACCCUCCUGACUGUAGCGCAGCGUCAUCCAUUCGUCGACUCUGUAACUAAGGCUGGUGUCUUGAUGUCGUAUUGGGAAAAUGCCGAGCCCCAACCUGCCCCUGUGCGACAAGAAGACUUGGUCCUCAGCCCCGUCUACAGCCUAGCUGUCCACUCCCAGGCCUUGUGGCUCCUUUCCGGCCUCGAGAGCGGCGGCAUUAAUCUCCAAAGCGUGCGUCACGACGAGGGGAAACGGAUCGCAUGUCUCAAGAAGCAUACCAACGCCGUCAGCGUUCUGACUCUUUCUCCGGGUGAGAAGAGCGUACUGAGUGGCAGCUGGGAUAAGAAUAUAUUUGACUGGGAUCUAAAUACGGGCCAGGUGGCGCGUCAGUUUGAUGGAAGUGGAGGUCAGAUUUCUGCCGUCGAGAUUCGGCCCAUGGGGGGGCAACCGAUUCCCCCGGAAGCUAGCGAAGAGGAGAUCCUGAGCGAUACGUUCUUCAGCAACAAUACGCAUCCUGGUGCCGACGGCGAUUUAAAAUUUGAGAAGGAUGAAGGAUUUGGCAUGGAUAUCGACGCUGGCGUGAACGGUAUAGGAGUCAAUGGCGUUUCUGACCAGAUAGCUAAUGGGAGAGACGCCAUGCCUGAUGGUCGAGGGAGUCCUGCGCAGGACAGCCUAUUUGGUGGCAGCCCAACAGUCGGCUCCGAUCUCUUCGGUGACAACGACGGCAUGGGCGCUUAUGAAGGGGACGAGGAUAACGAAUUUUCCCGAGCGAUGAGGCAAGAUUCGGCUCAGGAUGCCGAUGUUGCGAUAGGCAACUAUAAUAUGUCUGGUUCAGCCUUUGAAUCAGGAUCGGGUCAAGUGCUAGCCGCUCAGCCUCUUCCUAAUUCGAACUCAUCAGAACCUACUCUAUUUGGCGACAAUGCGCUCAGUUCUUUUGGGACCGACGUAAAUCUCGACCUCUCGUCUCUGUCGUCCAUGCCGGACUUUUCGCAGUCAAUAAACCCGGGCGACAGCACGUUACGAUCGCAGCUAGCAGAUAUGCCGUUGCCGCCUGCUCAGGGUGGCCAAGGGGAGUUGCCUCAGUCACCGUCCACUCUUUUCGCCGCCCCGCCCCCUGCGCAUUACGAUAUGACACAGACUUCGGAUAGUACUUUUCUCUCCGCGUCUAUUGAUGGGACCUUACGUAUUUGGGAUCGUCGAAUGCAAAAUCCCGUGGCGCGUAUUGGGAACAGGCCUGGUAUCCCUCCUUGGUGCAUGGGCGCGUGCUGGAGCCCGGAUGGCAAUUGGAUAUACGCGGGCAGGAGAAACGGUACGGUGGAGGAAUUCAGCAUACAGAAGGCAAAGGGCGGUCGCGUAGGUUGGCAACCAGAACGGGUUUUUAAGUUCCCUGGUGGAAGCGGACCGGUUAGCUGCGUUCGAUCAAUGGCCAACGGACGGCAUCUAGUUUGUGCCUCUCACGACAUUCUUCGACUUUACGAUCUUCGCUCCGAGCAUUCGUCUAAACACUCGCCGCCACCUUUCCUGAUUAUCCCUGGCCCGCCACGCGCCGGCGUCAUAUCCAGCUUAUACAUCGAUCCGUCGAGUCGCUUCAUGAUAUCAGCUGCGGGGAACCGAGGCUGGGAAGGGACAACUACCGAAGUACUGAUUGGAUACGAAAUAAACGUUCCGUCACGAUAGCAGCUGCGUUCGUAUUCAUAAUACGCGUAUGCGGAAAUGCAGCUGCCCGCCGGUAUUCCAUCGGACUUGCCGGAUCACUACUAAUUCGGAACUUUGGGAUUUCUGUGCGCGCUGAUAUCGCGAGCCUAUAUGUCGUUAUUUACACGGCCUUCUUUCUUUCUCUUUUCAAUCCGUUGAUUCAACAGCUUAUUUGGAAAAGUAGAUACCCAGCGUUUGAUUUGGAAACGGCAAAACGGAGUAAUGGUGCUUUCUACGACGUUGGCCGGUAUUCACGUUCUAAGGACUAUCACUAGAUGACAGGAUAAGAAUUGGCGACAAUCUUCCUACACAUCU
Molecule: messenger RNA, 2750 nt
Organism: Daldinia decipiens
Lineage: Eukaryota; Fungi; Ascomycota; Sordariomycetes; Xylariales; Hypoxylaceae
Product: WD40 repeat-like protein
Exons: 1
Coding region: 252-2417 (721 amino acids)
Molecular function (GO): protein binding
Source: RefSeq, a predicted model, not a curated record